Molecule: messenger RNA, 615 nt
Organism: Morus notabilis
Lineage: Eukaryota; Viridiplantae; Streptophyta; Magnoliopsida; Rosales; Moraceae
Product: classical arabinogalactan protein 1
Exons: 1
Coding region: 102-482 (126 amino acids)
Source: RefSeq, a predicted model, not a curated record
CCUAAGCACCAUCAACCAAUUCUCUCUACUUUUCUCUAUUCUCCUGUUGAUAAUCAAUCUCAGUCUCUAUCUUUAGAUUGCUCUUCCUCUCUCUCUCUAGAAUGGCCCGCCCAAGCUUUGUGCUCGUUGCUUUGAUGGCUGCAUUGCUUGUAGCCUCAACCACAGCCCAAUCGCCAUCGCCGUCUCUUUCUCCGGCGCAAGCGCCUCGUAAGGUUUCUCCGUCGCCGUCUCCGUCGACAACCGCUGCUCCUUCACCAUCGGUGACCACUCCCCCGGCAACUGCUCCGUCUCCUUCCGACGUUGUGAGCUCUCCUCCUUCUCCUACGCCGGCGUCCUCUGAUGUUCCGGCGGCUACUCCGUCGUCCAUCUCCGGGCCGUCAUCGGAGGUCCCUGCUCCUGCUGAGAACGCUGCCGCUACCGCUGCAUUUUCCGUAGCCGGAUCGGUCGCCGUCGCCGUUCUCGUAUCGGUUUUCGUGAUGUAGAGAGUUUAUGAUUGCUCGAUCGGAGUUUUUUCUUUGGCGAUUCGUUAUUUUGUGGGAUUCAUUGUUGUUGAUAGACAAUAUAUUACUUUUUAAUUAUUAAUUUUUUAUUACAUUAUAUUUUGUAUUGAUUCAA